AUGCCAAGAGUCAAAUCGUCCCCGCAGGAGCCGAAGCGAGUAAAAAUAGAAACUCUCACAGAAGACGCGAUAGCCACUGUGCUGAGCAAAGCCAAUGAUUACACUGUUUUCAGAAAGCAGGGAGACUGCAUGACAAACGAGUAUGCAAAAACACUAUCAGAAAUGCUGGAGAAAAUGAGCGCGCAGGAAGAGGACAAGGAAAACCUCUUCGCAAACGAGAGUGCACCAAAGAGCGCGAAUAAAACAGUCACUCUAGCCACCUGGGCAAUAAAGCUGAUUGAAGCCUCUGAGGGUGUGCUCGAGCUAAUUGUCUUUGGGGUGAUCAAAGAUACGAGCGAUAUUGUGCAAAGCUCUUUCAUAAAUAAGAGAGUGUCCUCGCACUGUGUGGUCUCCAAGAGCACAACGUAUCUGCUAGAGGGCGGCCUAGACACCUCUGUAACUCCGUAUCCUGGCUUCAGAGAGGAAGUGACCGAAAAGUUCAAAGACGGAUUUCCAAUGCAGUGGCGGUCGAUAGUCAAGGCAGAGGCGCAGCGGAUUAAAGAGGUUGAGGGAAGAGAGCAGCUCAAGGCAAAGUAUAAGCCCAGAAAGAGGAGAAAGUAUUUAAACUAG
Nematocida minor is the source of this 609-nucleotide messenger RNA. RefSeq lists its product as uncharacterized. NCBI's taxonomy places the organism in Eukaryota, Fungi, Microsporidia. The transcript has a single exon. The coding region runs from base 1 to 609 and encodes 202 amino acids. The record is from RefSeq and is a predicted model, not a curated record.